UAAUCAAUUUUUUCCACGGCACGUACAGUGGUUAAGGGUGGGGUGAACCUCACCCCCCAAAAAAUAUUAGUCAUGCACAGCUUUGCUCUCCGCAACACGUAUACAACAUAAAAAGAGCAUUCACUGGAUAAUCGGCUCUUGGUGAUGCCUUUUAUUGUAUCCUAGCAAGUUCCUCUCCAAGUUGCCACUUUGAUUGACAGAUGCUUUGGCCGAGUAGCACUUUGGUUACAUGAUUUAAAACGAAGUUUUGACGGAGCCAAGAGAAGCAUCAAAAUGGCGUGGCGGUUCAAAGCAUCAAAAUACAAGAAUGCGGCACCAAUCGUGCCUAAACCUGAAGCCUGCAUUCGAGACAUCUCCGUUGGAUCGUACCAAACAUAUGGGAACAAUAUUACUGCUUCCGCUGCAUUUAUGGCAUUUAAUGUAGAUCAUAACGGAUCUAGUUUGGCUGUACUUCCGCUCGAUGACUGUGGCAGAAAAAGCAAAACCAUGCCGUUGCUUCAUGCUCAUGCAGAUACCGUAACGGAUAUGGAUUUUUCCCCAUUCCACGAUGGACUACUCGCCACUGGAUCGCUGGACUGUCUUGUCAAAUUAUGGCACAUUCCAGAAACAGGCUUAGAGGAAUCUUUGUGCAAUCCUGAAUGUACGUUUUCACAUAGACAAAGACGAGUGGAAACGGUGCAUUGGCAUCCAACUGCUGAACACCUUCUUACAACUGCAUCGUACACUAAUUUAUCCUUAUGGGAUGUACUGUCGCAGCAAGAACUAUUUUCUACUAAUGUCCAUGCAGAGGUGAUUCAGUCGCUGAGUUGGAAGCAAGACGGUACGGUCUUGGCGACCUCUUGCAAAGACAAACAAGUCAGAAUCAUCGACCCUAGAGCAUCUGAGUGUGUAAUCAACACUGCACAGAGUCAUCAGAACAUAAAGGAUUCCAGAAUCGUUUGGCUUGGCAACAGUGAACGAAUACUCACCACAGGCUUUGAUGCCGCUAGACUUCGUCAAGUUUUCAUCAGAGAUAUAAGAAACUUUGGAGAACCCAUUAAGACGUUGGAGUUAGAUUGCAGUACAGGAAUUUUGAUGCCGCUGUUCGAUCCUGACACCAACAUGCUGUUCCUAGCUGGCAAGGGUGACACGACAAUUGUAUAUAUGGAAGUAACCGAGAAAGAUCCAUACCUUGUGGAAGGUAUUCGACAUAGCGGAGAACAAACAAAAGGAGUUUGUUUAGUUCCGAAGAGAGCCCUCAACGUUAUGCAAGCUGAAGUUAACAGAUUAUUACAACUCACCUCUAGCAUGGUUAUUCCUAUUACGUAUCAGGUCCCAAGAAAGACUUAUCGAGAUUUUCAUGCAGAUAUAUAUCCAGAAACGUCAGGUUGUGUUUCGCGUAAUACUGCAGUGGCUUGGAUUAAGGGUAACAAUGUUCCAGUACCCAAAAUAUCCCUUGACCCUGCUAAAAGAACAAAAGGAGAAGAACCGAUCACGGUGCACAGAGGGAAUUUAUCAGCAUUGAAAGAGAGUCAUAAAGAGGUUAAGGUGGAACCUGCGAAAGAGUCUAAGUCGCACAUAAUCGUUGCUCCGAAAGGCUUCACUAAGGCUCCACCAAUCGUUCAAGAAAAAGAGAAAAAGCCAGAGAUACUCGAGACUGAGAAGUGCGAAGAUUCUAGAAGAGUCGAGACGGAUGACGAGAAAGCAAAAGUGCAAAAUGGUCAAACCGUGCCUCCGAAACCACUGCCCAGGGCUUCGAGAGCCAAUAGUCUUUCCGAUGAUGAGCCCAAGCCAGUGGCUAGACCUCGCACGUCACCCAGUCCUGGAACCGUCGUUACAUCUGUCGUUCCAAAUUCACUCGGAGGAUACAAGCCUCGCCUUGGUCCGAAACCCUUCCAAGCAGUGUCGGGGGUACAGGAAUUCUCAUUCGACAAGGUUUUCUCCGUACCAGUUGCUCCUAACAGCGAGAGCAAUGGGUAUGCCAACGAUAACUCUGGACCACCAGAAAAUCAAGAUACGGACAAGUCUCCGACAUUUGAUCACGAACGAAUUAAGGAAGCCGAGAACGGAAAGAGCGAUUCCAGUUCCAUAGAAGAGGACGCUAAUUCGAGCGAUUCAGGGUACAAACCGAAGACACCGAGCACUGCGGAGAGGCGAAAGAUGUUCGAGACUAAAGUUAAGGACGAGUCACCGGAAGCGGAAGAGCCGGGAAGCUUUGAGCGCGGUAUUUCGAACAGAAACUCCAUUGCUGAAAGGAGACGACUUUAUGAGAGUCGUUCGGUCUCGGUGACCGAUGGUAAUUUAGCUGAAAAGACCAUGGGCUCGCCCACAGCGAUCAGAAGAAGAGACUCUUUCAAGGCGAGAAACGAAAUCAUCAAAGAAGAUGAACCGAAGAAGCCUUCUCCUGUGCUGCGUCAGCAAAGUAUGGACCCAAGAUUGGAGAAGCCGGAGCCUACCAUGACACCGACACCGAAAAGGACGUCAACCGUCUUUGGCAGAGUCUCAAAAUUCAGACAUCUCAAGGGAACUCCUGGACAUAAAUCAACGCAUAUCGAAAAUAUCAGAAAUAUAAGUAGACAGAUAUCUGGAGAAUGUGAUGGUUUUCAUGCUAAUUCUGACCGUGUGGCUGUACCUUUAAGUGGACCUGGAGGCAAGAUUGCGGUGCUAGAAUUAAAGAAAACUGGAAGAUUGCCUGAUGGCGUAAUGCCAGCGUUAGUUCACGGGGCCACUGUUAUGGACUUUCAAUGGGACCCCUUUGACAAUCAACGUUUAGCAGUUGCUUGUGACGAUGGCAUGAUUCGACUGUGGGAGAUCCCUGACAAUGGCUUAACGGAGCCCACUAAUGAACCUCGAUUCACGAUCGAAGCACACACGGAUAAAAUCUAUCUGAUCAAGUUCCAUCCAAUGGCAACAGACGUGUUGGCGUCGGCUUCUUAUGACAUGACGAUUAAAAUCUGGGACCUCUCUCCAUUGACGGCUUCCGGUUCCGCUGUUGCAAAUAUAACCCUAAAUGGCCACACGGACCAGAUUUUCAGCUUGGCGUGGUCACCUUGUGGUCAAUAUCUUGUCAGCGCUUGCAAAGACGGUAAACUUCGGUUGUAUAAACCUAGAAGUAGCGAUGUGCCCAUCAAAGAAGGAAAAGGACCAGUUGGGACGAGGGGAGCCAGAGUUGUGUGGGCUCUCGAUGGAAGAUACGUCGUGGUGAUGGGCUUCGACAAAGUCUCGGAGAGGCAGAUUCUUGUUUUCAAGGCGGACAAUCUUAACACUCCUUUGAACACAGUUGGGUUAGAUGUCUCGCCAGCGAUAUUGAUGCCGUAUUAUGACGAGGAUAGCUCAACUCUGUUCCUCACAGGUCGAGGUGAUUCGACGAUCUAUGCUUUUGAGGUUACGGAAGAAGCUCCAUAUAUUUGUCCACUCAGUCACCAUCGCUGUGCGAGCUUGCAUCAAGGAUUGUCUUUUCUGCCGAAAAAUAAGUGCGAUGUCGCUGGUGUUGAAUUCGCUUCAGCAUUGAGAUUAACGAAUAACACGAUAGAGCCGUUGAGCUUCACUGUGCCGCGUAUUAAGAGUGAGCUCUUCCAAGAUGACUUGUUUCCACCUACCAAGGUGAUGUGGAAACCAACUAUGACAUCGACAGAAUGGUUCAGUGGAGCCAAUAAGCAAGCUCCAAGAAUUAGCCUCAAGCCGCCAGGCAUGGAUUGUCUUACCGAGAACCAAGGUCAAGGGGUAGCAACUGCCCCGGUAGCAGCGAAGCAGUCCACAGGUGCAAGUGGUGCAUCGCAACUUUCCAGUAGAGUAGGCUGGAAUCCAGACACAGCGGUGCAAGUAAAAUCGAGGCUGGAAGAGAUCCAAAAGUCGAUGAGCAACAUUGUGGGGGAUGUUAUUUGCUGCACAUUGGAACAAGACCACAUGGAUGGUGUGGAUGAGCACGAAUGGGACGAGUGAGCUGAGCGUGCAGUGGGUAAUUUAAGUGUAAGGCAAAGCGAGUCAUAGUAGUGAGAUCGUGAUAUGUAUUCGGUAAGUGAUCCACCAUGAAGACGCACAACGGCGUCGGCUCCGCUGGGGCUAAGAAUUAUUUAUAAUUAUAUAGAUGAUACGUAUAAGUGCGUGUUCGCGGUGCGAGUUUUUGAACGGGAGGCUUUAACAUCUCGAUUUAGGCGUAUGUACGUAUGUACGCGUGCAAAUGUGUUCGUAGGAAGGUAUUCAAGGCCGAUCUCUUAUUUUCAUCGGCCGAGCCAUAAAUGAGGUUCCGCAUGAUUAAUUUCCAUAUUCUGCUCGAUAUUAGGCUCGAAACUUUGUUCCUUUUUAUAAUUUCUUCACCUUGCCGUGCAUCUAAAUACUGGUGACCUAACCUGAUCAAAAGUUAGAUGAGGACUCCCUCCAUCUGUGAAUCCUGUCACUUGGUUCACAGGAAUCCAUGAUUCAACCGAAUUUAAUAUUUACGUCUUUGUCUGUCAACGGAAAAGGAAAAACUGGAUAUUAAAUUUGCCAGAUGAGGAGUCCGUAAAUUCUCUUAGACUUUCCGUCAUCUUAUACGUUCUUCGAUGUUACGUUACUGUUAGACUUAACCGUCAUUCCAAGGCAGCUGACUGUUUUGCCAAGCAUCCUUGGCAGAUUAGAUUUCAUUGAGUUUAAUCGUAUUAAAAGUAUUGCAAUAAUGGUGUCGCUACAUGAAUUUGCGUUGUAAUAACCUAAUUUUUAAAGAACAUUUUUCUAUCACGGCCCAUUCGAAUUUUGCAGGAAGCGGAAGUUUCGUGCAAAUUAAAUCGAGUUAGGAUGUGAACGUCUCAAAACUAGUAUUGCAGUUUAUACUAUUAUGAGAACAAUGUAGAUUAUAAAAUUAUACGCAUGCAUUAUGUUACGAUAAGUUAUCGGACAGUCUCUCGAUUCUCUUAGCUUCCUUUCUAGUUGAAUGAUGCUUCUUUAGUUACUGCCUUGAUAGAUAUAUAAUAAACGCAAGGAAUUCUCGUGGCGAUCCCAUUCUCGAGGACUGUUCUCUAAAUGAAGUAUUAGAAAUGAAAUUGGCAGUAUUAGGACGAACGAUCUAGCGUGGUUUUCGUUCCAAGCAAUCAGUAUGGGAUAUUUAUCGCCUAUUGAUCGGCUCUUUGGUAUAUAAAAUGCUCAAAAGCGUGGAAAUGAAUUAAUCAAUUAGCCGAAAUCGCGAGAGAAGUCGAAGCGACUGCAAUUUUUGUAAUACUCCCCGUAUUUAGGACAAUUCCUUCGGUCACGUACUGAAUUUUAUAUAAUACUCCAUUAAUGGGUGAUCUUUCCUUUAAUCAGAUCGAGCGUAUUCUUACAUGGCGUUUAAAUAUUUUCCAACUAACAAUAAGAUUAACAUCCUCGUCGAAUAAACGUCAGCAUGUUGUAUACCGUAUAUUCGUAAAUGCCAGACAUAUGCUUGACUUUUAUUUCUAUUAGUUUUUCCGUCUUAUCACGUCAUUAUACAUUAGAAGCCUAAUCAUUGCCCGAAGAAAGCUUUUCGCUGAGUUGCUUUAUAUAUCAUGUAAAUCAAUACAUUCCUCGAGUCUUGUGUAAUUAAUAAGAGCGUAAGGGAGACGAGAAAUCGUACCAGUGGCCAUAGAAAAGCUCGUUAAUCAGCUCUGCUUUAUAUUUAAGUGGUACUCGUUAGUUUGCAGGUAGAAUUUUCUACAAAUUUUCGAGCCACGGCGAGACUCGAAUUUAAUUAUUCACGGAUUUCUUUCUUUUUAGUAAUUAUGGAUCGUAGUAACACUUAUUGCGGGAUAUUAUUUCUCAUUCCAAAGUGCUGCCUUCGGAGAGGAAGUCCCAAAGAGAGAUAAGUUUAAUCAGUUAGAAUUUUGUAAAUAAUAUCUAGGUCAUCGGAUGCCUAUUUUUCUGUCGGACCUUAUCGAUAGAGUUUAAAUUUUGAUAUCGAUCUUAGAGGAGGCGGUGAAAUUAUUUAUUCAACCGAUUGCUUAUUGCGCGUUAGGGUCUCGAGUGGGUGUUUCAGUAAGUCUCGUUAAAUUCACGCUCCGUAUCCUUGAAAAGUACUUUGAAAGGUUAUGGGUAACCCGAUACCCAAAUUUUGUAGGUUAGGAGUUAAGUUUCGAUGAGUCGAUGAGUGGUGGUCCUUUUUUGCUGAUACUGCGGAGUAGUAAUUUCCUGAGAUUAAGGGGUUUAUAAUUAAUAUCGAAGGGAUGGACAAGAUCUAAAUAUUCCCUGCAAACCAUCGACUAGUUUUCAGGAAAUCUUCCAAUUGAAAUGAUCAACGCUUUCCGUCGAUGUAUUAAACACGUACUUGUAUCAUGUUCUUGAUUCUUGGGAGAAUAUUAAUCGUUACUUAAUGAAUUUUUCUGUACGAUAUAUUUGACAGAGUUAUCGCAACUAAAUAACAAAGUGAUCGGGACUGUUUUACUUUGAGCCUAGAAAGCUGCCUUUUUUACUUAUCUAUCAACGUUUUUAAUCCUUUAAGGAGAUGCGAAAGUGGUAUCCGAAAGAUCAAUCGUUUAUGAAACUUUUCUACGAACUAGGUGUACCGGAUCGUUUUAAACUUUACUACAUAAACAUGGAGGCGAUGACGUAGGUCUGGCACCCAUAAAAUUUAAUUUGUUAUAAAAAAUUUUGAAAAUAUC
Orussus abietinus is the source of this 6566-nucleotide messenger RNA. RefSeq names its product coronin-7 (gene pod1). Gene Ontology annotation, molecular function: protein binding. The coding region runs from base 274 to 3921 and encodes 1215 amino acids. The record is from RefSeq and is a predicted model, not a curated record. NCBI's taxonomy places the organism in Eukaryota, Metazoa, Arthropoda, Insecta, Hymenoptera, Orussidae. The transcript has 18 exons.